This is a messenger RNA of Lodderomyces margitis, 2283 nucleotides long. RefSeq names its product 4-amino-4-deoxychorismate synthase (gene ABZ1). The transcript has a single exon. Lineage: Eukaryota; Fungi; Ascomycota; Pichiomycetes; Serinales; Debaryomycetaceae. The record is from RefSeq and is a predicted model, not a curated record. Gene Ontology annotation, biological process: L-tryptophan biosynthetic process. The coding region runs from base 1 to 2283 and encodes 760 amino acids.
AUGAUCCUACUUAUAGACUCGUAUGAUUCAUUCACUAAUAAUCUAGCACACUUGAUCAAAGACGCUACCAAACAAGAAGUAAUUAUUGUUCACAACGACGCAUUUAAGCCAGAUGAGUAUGAAUUAUUUUACACUCAAAUCAAGCAAUUCUUUCAGUAUAUAGUAAUCGGACCUGGCCCAGGCCAUCCAGCUAAUGCACGGGAUGUUGGAAUAAUAAGCUGGUUGCUACAUAGAAUUGCCAAUGAUGAGAUUCAAAUUCCUAUUUUGGGAAUAUGUUUAGGAUUUCAAAGUAUAUGUCAUGAAUUUGGAAACAGAGUUGGCAAGUUGGAUCAGGUUAAACAUGGCCAGAUCUACGAUAUGUCUCCUGUUGGAGAAAAUGAAUUAUUUUUGGAUAUGAGUAAGUUUCCUAGUGUCAGAUAUCACUCCUUAUUUGUUGACAUUGAAACACUCAAUGACGAGAUAGAGCCCCUAGGUUAUUGUUAUGAACGAAAAUGUGAGGGAACCGAUGAUGUUCGCAUUUUAAUGGCAAUAAAGCAUAAGAAUUAUCCAUUUUAUGGUGUGCAGUAUCAUCCUGAAUCCAUCUGCUCAGAGAGUGGGAAGCAAUUGAUUCUCAAUUUUUCAAACAUUGCGAAAGAUGUCAACUCAAAGUGGAGGCAGAACUUGAAUCUGUCAAGAAGUGGCGAUGAAUAUAAAGGCCUUGGUAGUCAUGAAAUACGUGAAUCAAGUUUGGUUGAUGAAAAUGCACUGGUGUCGCCUCUCGACAAUAUCACUUUUGAGAAGAUCGAAUUGGCUGAUAGCAUUUCACCAAUUGAUAUUUGCGAUCACUUCUAUCAAAAAGACAAAGACCCCAAUUUUGUUUUGUUAAAUUCUGCAUCCAUCCCAGGCGAAUGGUCGAUCAUUGGGUUCCCAAUUCCUGGUGAAAGUGACGUGAUCACGCACUCAGUUGAUAAUAUGGACCAAAUCAUGUUGUCAAAGUACAAAUCCGAUAAGAAGGAGCACGUGAACGUGGAUGGGCAUGAUGGUGCUUGGAAGUAUGUUGCAAAUUCGAUGCACAAACGUUAUAUCCCGAGAGAUGAAAUUAAGCUGAAAAUCAUGAAUUAUCAUCAAAGGGAAAUACCAUUCUUUGCUGGAUAUAUGGGAUUAAUUUCAUAUGAAGAAGGACAACACUUGGUAUUUGGAAAGAUCGGACCAAUCUGUGAUAACACACCAGACCUCAAACUUGUAUAUAUUCAAAGGUCUGUAAUUUUUGAUCACAUUACCAAAGAGUGGUUCAUCAUAUCCGUGAACGAUACAUCAAACUGGGCAGCUACAAUGACAAAGACAUUGAACACUGUGGCACCUAUCAAUAUCAACGAUAUUCCAUCUAGUGUCAAAAAUCUUGCAUUGAAAAAGGAUAAUGAUUCCAUUAAGUUUGAGUUGCCGUCGCAGGACGUAUACAAGGAACAGUUUACCAAAUGUCAGGAGUAUUUACACUCUGGUGAUUCGUACGAAUUGUGCUUGACAACCCAGCUGAAGAUAUACCUUCCUUCGUAUAUUCAUGCGUGGGACAUUUACAAAGUGCUCACUCUUCGAAAGAACCCAUCACCCUUCUCUUGCUUUAUUGAAUUUGAUGAUUGCUGCUUACUUUCAUCGUCACCCGAAAGAUUCCUUUCAUGGAAAGAUAACGGUGAUGACAAGAUUGUCGAGUUGAGACCAAUAAAGGGAACUGUGAGAAACACACCUGACGUCGAUAUUGCAAUGGCCACCAAGAUUCUCAAGACACCGAAAGAAAUGGGGGAGAACUUGAUGAUUGUGGACUUGAUAAGACAUGAUUUGUAUCAGUUCACAGAUGACGUUAAAGUUUCACAAUUAAUGGCAGUUGAGGAAUACAAGACCGUUUUCCAAUUGGUCAGCGUUAUACAGGGAAUUCUCGAUAAACGGAAGGGAUUUCAUGGAAUCGAUAUUUUGCAUAGAUCGCUACCACCGGGUUCAAUGACAGGUGCUCCAAAAAAAAGAUCAGUACAAUUGUUGCAGGAUAUUGAGAGCUUGCAGAGUAACUCUAUUCAAGGGGGCCGACGAGGCAUAUACAGUGGUGUUGUAGGUUACUGGUCUAUUACUGAUGAUUCGGACUGGAGCGUCAUCAUCAGAUCUGUCUUUCAUUACAAUCGAGAUUUCGAAAAUACAAAGGAAUCAAAUCUCUGGCGAAUUGGUGCGGGUGGAGCAAUAACAGUUCUAAGUGAUGCAGAUUCAGAAUGGGACGAAAUGAACUUGAAGUUGACCAGUGCUUUACUGGCUUUUAAAUAG